CAUAUUAAAAGAUAUUCCAUAUAUGUUUAUUAUUCUAAAUAUAAUAUUGUUAUACACAAUUGAAUAACAAUAAUAAUUAAUAUACAAUUACAAUAUAUUUUAAUUUAUAGCUUUAAAAAAACUCUAAAUUUCUUUAGAGUACAGAUUGCAUAAGUAUACAAUUGUAAAGAAGCAAAAUUUAGUUAUUCAAAGCAGUUAAGAUAUGUGUUAAUCUAACUGUGUCUAUCAUAACAAAUAAAAAAUAUUGAAACAAUUAUGUCUAAUACUAAUUCAUCCAAAUCAUUGUUGGAAACAAGUGAAAAUAAAGCUAUAAGUGACAUGGAUUUAGAUAACAUAGCUCGUUAUGUUAUUGGCACUCAACAGAGAUUUAGAGAAAAUAUUAUAAUUCCAAGAACUGUAGGUCCUGUACAACUUAAAACUAAUGAACAGAAAUUAAUAGAAAGUGCAAUGGAAAGUUGCAUCUUCAAAAGCAUUGCGAGUUGUGUCAUAGGCUAUGGUCUAGGAGCUGCCAUAGGUUUAUUUACAUCCAGUGUAAAUCCGAAUGUGGCAGCUGUUGAAAAACAGCAAACUGUUCGUGAAGUUUUUAGAGAGAUGAAAACUACAACGCUAGGUUAUGCAAAAAAUUUUGCUGUAGUUGGUUGUGUAUUUUCAGCAAUUGAAUGUGCAAUAGAAUCGUAUAGAGGAAAAGGUGAUUGGAAGAAUGGAACAUAUGCUGGUGGUUUAACAGGUGGAAUAAUAGGAUUGAGAGCUGGUGUAAAAGCAGGUUUGAUUGGAGCAGCAGGUUUUGCAGCAUUUUCAACAGCAAUAGACUACUAUUUGAAUCGAUCUUAAACAAUGUUAUAAAUUAUAAUAGGUAUAUAUUUGUAUAAAAAAGGUAUAAAACACUUUGAGUAUACCUGUACAAUACAUAUAAAAGCACAAGAAUUGUCUUAAUAUAAAAAUGCAUACGUAUAACUAUAAUAAAGUUGAGAAAUAAAAUAAAUUCGCAUAAUACAUCAAUAUUCAUUUUGCCUACAGAUCUGUACUUUUUAAUACAUUAUAUUAGU
Molecule: messenger RNA, 1046 nt
Organism: Frieseomelitta varia
Lineage: Eukaryota; Metazoa; Arthropoda; Insecta; Hymenoptera; Apidae
Product: mitochondrial import inner membrane translocase subunit Tim22
Exons: 5
Coding region: 256-831 (191 amino acids)
Biological process (GO): protein insertion into mitochondrial inner membrane
Cellular component (GO): TIM22 mitochondrial import inner membrane insertion complex
Molecular function (GO): transmembrane protein transporter activity
Source: RefSeq, a predicted model, not a curated record